UCAGAUUACUCCGAAACUUCGGGACGAACAGGUGGUUUAUUUUUUAACACAGGUGUCACCGCGUGUGUAUAUAAUAUUGUGUGUUUUCCAUUCAUAAAAACAUUAUUAAAAAGUGUCUUUCAUAAACAAAAAAGUUAUAAAUUUCAUCUCCAAAAGGGUAUUCGUUCUUGAUCGCAUCAUUCAGGGGAAAAUCGAAAAGAAAGCGUUAUUUGUUUUGAUCUGAUUUCGCUGACGAUAAAAGAGCGCGCGAGUUCUCAAAAAUCGUCGAUCCGCGGAAAAAGAGAGGAAAGUUUCGGCGCGCUUCAGUGAAAAAAGAAAUUUUCUCCCACAACAUACAUAAUAAAAAGAGUCUUGCAUUCAUUUAUUUAUGAAAUGAGUAUUUUGUAUUAUAUCGCGGUGGUCCUCGUUUGAAAUUGAAUUGUGCUCUUUAAAUUCUAUAAUCGCAAGCCGCGGUGGGAUGCAUUCCUUUUUCCGGGGACUCUCUUGUAUGACGCGACUGUGGUUCAAUUCACGCGGUGUUGUCGUCGUCGUCGUUGUUCGGUAAUUUCAACGCGUGGCCGAGAAAUUCGACCAAUGACCUUGAUAUCGGGUACCUGGUACCAUCGAGCGUGUUUUAUAAAAAUUGUCCGUUUUAUACAGACUCAUUGUUGACAUAUUGUGUUUUUUAAAGGACGUGUAUUUUUUAUUCGUUUACUGUCAAGUGAAGAAGCUGUAAAUUGAUGGUCUAUAAAGCUCUAUGAGAAUAUAAAUUAAUAAUAUAUGAAAUAGAGUCGUGAGUCACGGAUUAGAGAAAUAGAGAAGCAAAGGUUUAUCUGAAAGAUAUUCAAGGUGUGUCUUACUGGGGAGCUUGCUAGAUGAACGGAUGUGUAACUGAGAUCCGUGGUCCAGUAUCGAUCUCGCUGCAUUCCAGGUGCUGAUCAUUAUACAAAAGGCGAGAGGAGAAAAAUUAUUAUUAUUACUACAAUUGGAAUAUCAUUUGAAGGAAAGUGAAGAGAGAAAUAAAUUCACAAUCUACCAAGAAGUUAAAAUAAUAAAAUAAUAUUUCACCAUGAUAAUUCGAGAAAAAGAGAGAAAUGAAAGAAAAUGAGAAGAUUAUUUUGGAAAUUCAUUGAAAAUGAGUCGAUAAUGGCUAACAAUUAAAUUGAAUUGAAUAUUUUCAAGUUUUUGAUUUUUGCGCUCUGAAAUCGAAAAAAAUUCAUUUUUCAAGGGAAGAGAGGAAAAUAAGAAAAAAAGGAGAAAAUAAAUACCGUUAGAAGCAAUGUAUCGGCCAAAUUUUUAUGAAAGCACGUGCCUCAGGUGCCAGCAGACUGUCUAUCAGGUUGAUAGGGUGGGACCAUUAAAGGAUUUUACUUUCUUUCAUGCUGGCUGCUUUAAAUGUUCACGAUGCGGCACUAAAUUGACAUUAAAGACGUAUUAUAACAAUCAACAUAAAAUUAAUGACAAGGAAGUCUAUUGCAGUAGUCAUGUACCAAAACCGGGACCAGGAACACUCGAUGGUUCAAGCGUGGGAAUAAGAAGCGCACUCAACGUACCUAGAAGUGGAUAUGUUAAUGAACAAAUAAGAGCCGGCGGCUCGCCACGAACAAUUUAUCCGUCUAGUUACGAUAACGCUGAUUCCCCAGUGCACAGUAAACAUUUAAAUGGUCAUGGCUCACCUCCAGGAAAUCGUGAUUCUCACGGUAAUUACGGCGGUAAUUCGUCUCCCUACAACAAUUUUUCGGGAGAUGGAUGUUAUCAGUAUGGAAGAUUUGAUGCGAGUGCACUUCACAUCGCUCACGCAUUAAAGCAAACGGAACUCCAAAAGGGUUACAGCAAGGCACGAGAAAAGCCAAUCGACUUUUAUUUGGAUCGAGAUGAGCAAACUCGAUUGGAAAUGAAGCAUCGAAAGGAGGAGGAUGAUUUGUACCGGAAAUUUGCGCAUCAUCGAGAGGAGGAAGAUCGAAGAAUUCGAGAAGAAUUCCGAGACGAAUGGGAGAAGGAAUUGGAGCAACUUUCAGAAAGAUGGGAACGUGAAAGAGGUUUGAAACGUAGUCAUCAAUUUCAACAAGAAAAAGAUGAUCUUGAGAAAAAUAUGACACUUCGUAGGGAUAAAAAGAAGGAGAGUUUGACAAGAAAAAUGCUCGAGCAUGAAAGGGCGGCGACCGCUGCUUUAGUUGAAAAACAAAGUUCGGAAAUGUUAGAAUUAAUAAACGGUGCGAGAAGUGAAUAUAUGCGUCAGGAGAGUUUGUAUCUUGAUGAAGGAAUAGAAUACGCUCAGGAAUUACCACCGCAGCCUUAUCCAUCACAAGCGCCUCCACCUCAUCCGCCAGCACUUGCCAAAUAUCAUCUCUAUAAUGAUCCCAUCGAAUUUGCCGACAUCGAUCAAAUUGCAAUUUCGGUGGCACAAGAAGAUCAAAAGACCUUCACUGAUCUUGUUCGUCAAUUAGUCACAAAAUGCGGAUCAGACAUUGAAAAAGCGAGAACAAUAUUCAGAUGGAUUACGGUAAAGAAUUUGAACACAAUGCAAUUUGAUGAUAAUUUGCGGGGAGACACGCCUAUGGGACUUUUGAGAGGAAUUAAACACGGAACAGAAAGUUACCACGUUCUAUUUAAACGAUUGUGCAGUUACGCGGGACUUCAUUGCGUGGUAAUUAAGGGGUACAGUAAAUCAGCGGGUUAUCAGCCUGGCGUUUGUUUUGAAGAUAAUAGAUUCAGAAAUAGUUGGAAUGCCGUGUACGUCGCUGGUUCCUGGCGAUUUGUUCAGUGUAAUUGGGGAGCUCGUCAUCUUGUUAAUGCUAAAGAGGUCCCAAAUCCCGGCCAACCGAAGGAAAAAAGUGACAGUUUACGAUACGAAUACGACGAUCAUUAUUUCCUCACUGAUCCUCGAGAAUUCAUUUACGAAUUCUUCCCCCUUCAGGAGGAAUGGCAACUUUUGAAGCAACCAAUUUCAUUGAAAGAUUUCGAGGAGUUGCCCUUCGUUCGGUCCUUGUUCUUCAGGUACGGUCUUUAUUUUCCUGACACGAAUACAAACGCUGUAAUGUAUACGGAUUCGACAGGUGCUGCGACUGUCAGAAUAGCAAUGCCAGCUCACAUGCAAUCUUCUCUGAUCUUUCACUACAAUUUGAAAUUUUAUGACAGCGACGGUGAUAAUUACGAUGGAGUGUCACUCAAAAGAUUUGUCAUGCAGUCGGUCGUUGGGAAUUUAGUUGCAUUUCGUGUGCACGCUCCAUGUUCAGGUGCUUUUCUCUUAGAUGUAUUUGCAAAUGCAGUUACGCCUAAGGAAUAUUUAACAGGGGAGCCGAUGAAAUUUAAGAGUGUCUGUAAAUUCAAGAUCGCUUGCGAGGAACUUCAAACGGUAAUGGUUCCACUUCCGGAUUGUGCGAGCGGUGAAUGGGGUCCCACUAAAGCCACAAGACUCUUUGGCCUCGUGCCAAUCACGCAUCAGGAAGCAUUGGUGUUUGCGGGACGAGAAUUGGAAAUUCAAUUUCGGAUGUCGCGGCCUUUGACAGACUUUAUGGCGACGCUGCACAAGAAUGGAAUUGAGGAGAAACGUCUGUCCAAGUAUGUCACGCAUUCUGUGACAGACGAUGAUGUAGUGACUUUCUCCAUUAGCUUCCCGGAGGAAGGUCAAUAUGGGCUUGAUAUUUACACUAGGGAAUCGGCCAGUCCAUCACAUCAAGAUGUGUCUGGCGAAAAGCAUUUACUCACUCAUUGCUGCAAGUACCUCAUUAAUUCAAGCAAACGAAAUUAGAAUUUAUUCUUUUUUUUUUAAUUCUUAAAUUAACUAUUUAUAUUUUUUUUAACACUUAUGUUUAAAAAAAAGUUCAGUUACCUUUGUCCCUCUUUUUUUUAGAAGUCACACGUGAAUAGUGAAAAAUUACCUUUAAGUAAUUACUAAAUUUUUUUAAAGUCUAUUCUAAAUUUUAUAUUUUUUAAAUUUUUUUACAUUUUUAUUUUUGAAUUUUAUU
Messenger RNA from Leptopilina heterotoma, 3947 nucleotides. RefSeq names its product hillarin (gene Hil). The transcript has 12 exons. The record is from RefSeq and is a predicted model, not a curated record. Lineage: Eukaryota; Metazoa; Arthropoda; Insecta; Hymenoptera; Figitidae. The coding region runs from base 1259 to 3730 and encodes 823 amino acids.